Molecule: messenger RNA, 2028 nt
Organism: Drosophila montana
Lineage: Eukaryota; Metazoa; Arthropoda; Insecta; Diptera; Drosophilidae
Product: mitochondrial sodium/calcium exchanger protein-like
Exons: 8
Coding region: 92-1921 (609 amino acids)
Biological process (GO): monoatomic cation transport; transmembrane transport; intracellular calcium ion homeostasis
Cellular component (GO): membrane
Molecular function (GO): calcium:sodium antiporter activity
Source: RefSeq, a predicted model, not a curated record
AUUUGAAUAUUCAACUUUGAAUCAUAGUAAGCUUUGCGCUUAAAAUCCAAUUAACCAGCAAUAUUUUUGGCAAACAAAAACUCUUGUUAAAAUGAAUAAAACAUUUUCGUUAGAAGAAGCGUAUCAUAAGAUGAGCUGCUUUAGUGUGAUGGGGGCGGACUUCAAAGACCGCUGUAAAUUAGCUAUGGCUGUGACGCAGUGCACUCGCGUUAUGAACUUUUUUAAGUAUUACGAAAUUAUGUACUGUGGUAUAGAAAUUCGAAACCAGGCUAGCGAGUUGGCUGUUAUAAUAAUUUUCAGCUUAAUUUCGAUCUUACUAAUGAUAACUACCGCGUAUUUGGUCGAUAAAUACUUUGCUCCAGCUUUAAAAAUUAUUGCAGUCAGGCUAAACAUGAAUGAGUACCUGGCAGGCGUAACAUUACUGGCCUUUGGCAAUACUUCGCCAGAUCUAAUGGCCAAUUUAAUGCCUGUUCGUAGGCACGCACCCCUUUUUACCAUAACUAUAAGCAAUUCUUUAGCUAUUAUUCUAAUAAGUGGCGGAAUGAUAUGCUACGUGAGGUCCUUUAAAAUAAAUGGACACUGUGCCAUACGCGAUCUUCUAUUCGUACUACUAUCUUGCGAGGUGCUCAUCUAUGUAAUGUUAAGCGAAACCCGUUUGACCGCAAGUGAGGGAAUCGCGCUUGUAUCGUUAUAUUUUGUGAACUUGAUUAUCGUCAUUGUGGAUAGUCAGUUGGUACGUCUAACUAUAAAAGCACUUCACAAAGAGAUCGAUUUGCUGUUCAACGAAUCUGUUUCAGCAGAACGAGAUAUGUUAAUAAAAGAAAAAAUUGCCCUAUUGCGCGAGCUAGAGCUAGACCAAAUAUUGAUUGUACGCCACCGUCAUAAUGAAGCAAACAAUCUUUCUUCCAUUUACAGUUUUAGUCGUAGACGAACUUUCAAUGGGAUCUCAACAACGAAAAAUGAUGGACUGCCACCAGCAGUUAAUCUAAAAGAAACGCGAAAUUCUAUGUAUCAUCCACGUAACCAUAGGAAUAAAUCUUUGUGCGUUGAAUUUCUUAGAGAUCUGAUACCCGUCGACUUAGACAAAUGGAAAGAAAGAGGCUGGAUUGGACGCACUAUUAUUAUACUACUCUCACCUAUUGCUCUGCCCUGUUGCAUUUUCAUACCUGUUGUCGACUACUCGCGAAAGAAGCAUGGCUGGAGCAAGCUGCUUAAUUGUACACAAAUUAUUACCAAUCCAUUUAUGUUUAUUAUCCUGACAGAAGCAAUGAUUGUCAAUGAGUACGACGACUGGCAUUUAACAAUAGAUUUCAGUUUGGCGAAAUGGUCAUUGUGUGUGACUGUGCCUCUAGCCAUUGCCGUCUUUAUUCAGACACGCACGGAUAGGCCGCCAGCAUAUCAUAUUCUUUUUGUUAUACUUACCGCCAGCAGCUCGAUGCUUUUGAUAGCGAUUUGUGCCACCGAGCUGGAGGUACUCUGUUGUAUUAUUGGAGUUGUCUUUCAUAUGUCGGAAAGUUUUGUUGCUAGUAGCAUUCGAUCAUUUUCAUCGGCAAUUACUGAUAUGAUCAUGAACCUGGAGCUCGCCAUGCAGGGCUAUGAACGAAUGGCAUUUGCUGCGACCUUAGCUGGACCAUUUUUCAGCAUUACAAUAUGCAUGGGCGUUCCCAUGUUUUUCCACAAUUACAAGCAACAUGACAAUUCACAUUGGCUCUUUGGGGAGCAUGGUGCGAAUUGUUAUUAUUUCUUUUUGAUAACAGUUUUUACAACUCUGAUCUGGACCGUAACUUUUAAUUUCUUUGCUCGUCGUUCGGCGGCAAUUUUUGCAUUUACAUUGUAUCUGUUAUUUAUAUUGUAUGCGGUGCUCGCUGAGUGGGGUUGGAUACAUGAGUUUGCAGAUGAUUUAAAUUUUGAUCCCAAAUAAGACGAUUUCGUGAAGCCUACUAAAGGUACGGGAUCAGAUUUUGCAUAUGUACGACAAUUUUACUAAGAUAGGUUUCAAUAAAAUGAACAUUUCGAUUUAAAAAUGUA